This is a messenger RNA of Saccharomycodes ludwigii, 1299 nucleotides long. RefSeq names its product RTA1 domain-containing protein. The record is from RefSeq and is a predicted model, not a curated record. The transcript has a single exon. NCBI's taxonomy places the organism in Eukaryota, Fungi, Ascomycota, Saccharomycetes, Saccharomycodales, Saccharomycodaceae. The coding region runs from base 1 to 1299 and encodes 432 amino acids. Gene Ontology annotation, cellular component: fungal-type vacuole; plasma membrane.
AUGAUAUUACCCCCAACUAUUACAUCCUUGCAUGUACCAACCAUCCAAGAUGUGCAGCUAAAAUUAAACCAGCAUUUAAUUCCUGCAGAAGACUCUCUAUAUGGUGGUAUGGUUCCGAAUUUGCCAUACAAUAUCACGAUGGCAGUUGUGUUUGGUAUACUAUUUUUUUAUCAUACGGGUGUAGGUAUUUACACAAAACAGUGGUGGUUCUUAGUUGCCUUUUUCUGCACCUGUAUACUAGAAUUAUUAGGGUAUUGUGGUAGAGCUAAGGGCUAUUCUGAUGUCAUUGAUAUAGAUAUGUUUUUACUUCAGUUUAUUUGUUUAACUAUUGGUCCAGUUUUCACUAUGGGUGGUAUAUACUACCAAUUAGCCAAAAUUAUCAAAAUUUAUGGUAGGAGGUUUUCUAAAAAAAUCAGUCCAAUGAUGUACUCUUAUAUUUUCAUUUUCUCUGAUAUCGUCUCUCUAGUCAUUCAAGCUGUUGGUGGUGGUAUGGACGGUGAGGCUGUUACUAAUAAUACUUCUACGGUUGAAGGUACUCAUGUAUUUGUUGGAGGGUUGGCUGUUCAAGUUGCCUCAAUGACCAUUUUCCAGUUUUUUUGGUACAGAUUAUUAUAUUUCAUCUUCAUCAAGACUAGAAUCAGAUAUGCUAAGGAGAAAUUUGGUGCUGAAAGUGAAAAAUUAGUUAAACCAUGGAAUUGGUUUAAAUUAAUUAGACGGAUUCCUUUACGGGAACUGGAGCCAUACUUUGAUUCUGAAUAUGCUGCAUUGAGAACCAGAUCUGACCAUAGAAGAUGGGCUUUAGACUAUUUCCCACUUGCUGUGUCUUUUGCUGUUAUCUUUGUAUACGUUCGUUGUAUUUAUAGAGUUGUUGAAUUAGCUGAAGGUUGGAGCGGAUACUUAAUUACUCAUGAAUUUUACUUUAUAUUUUUAGAUGGGUUAAUGAUGUCUUUGGCCACUGUUUUAUUAUGUGUCUUCCAUCCUGGAUUUGCCUUUGAUGGUAAAAAUGUCUCUGUUCCUAUCAAGCAAAUUAAAUGGAAGAAAAUGAGUUUCAGAAGGAAAUCUAAAAAAAAUGAUACUGUCACUGACACAGAUUCGGUUAUUAUAGAAAGAGAAACUACUAGUACUAGUAAUGAGAGUAACAAUUUUACCAACUCUAAAGCUGAAAUGCAACCAACCGAUGAGACAAAAGACAUGCUUGAGGAAAGUGUGCAAUACCAUAAUGUUAGUAUUGUUGGUAAUAAAGAUAUGGACAGUGAUAAAGAUAAUAUCAAUAGUAAGGAAUUUACUAGUGGUUUAUAA